Durotheca rogersii is the source of this 1615-nucleotide messenger RNA. RefSeq lists its product as uncharacterized. The record is from RefSeq and is a predicted model, not a curated record. The transcript has a single exon. The coding region runs from base 546 to 1289 and encodes 247 amino acids. NCBI's taxonomy places the organism in Eukaryota, Fungi, Ascomycota, Sordariomycetes, Xylariales, Xylariaceae.
GAGAGAAGCCAGCAGCGUGUGAUGAACUCAAAUUCACCGUCCCUCGUCGGCAAUGGCGCCCCGAGAACGUAAUAAGUGCGAGAAUCCCAGGGCGGCCGAUGGUCGCCCCGCGCACAGGUCUAUUCAAUGCGCUUACACAACCUGACUUGGGCCGGCAGGCGCGACCGAUGCCUUCCUUCCUUCCCGUCUCCUCCCAUUUCCUCUACGGGGCAACAGCAGCCUGCGCGAUUCCCGUGGUGUCAAAUUGUAUAUCUUGCCAACAAUGCCUGCCAUCCGUCGCCUUAGCCUCGUCUCUGUCACAUCUGUUCCGUAUCCUUUCGUUGUCCGUCAUCUCGACUCAUCGUCCACACAAACUCUUCAUCCCACACUCAUCCUAGCCGGUGCCCUUGUGCGGUUGCGCAUGCAGCAAACAAUCAGCUACGUUGUUAGCCCCCCAUAAUACCGCUGCGAAUUCCGACGAGGCAGGCGUCUGUCUUCCACGAGCGCCUCCAACCAUCGCCCACGAGUGUUUGAGGGAUGCGAGCCAGACAGCCUCGAGAGCGACCAUGGAACGCCCAACCAACCCAGAAGAGUCGGCAAAACGGAAAGCCCGAGUUAGAGCCGACAUCGAUGCUUCGGUGGAUAAGUUGACGGACGAUGUCAACGCGACAGUGGGAGGCCCUCCUAGCGACGACGCUUCGAAGGAGGAUUGGAAUAGCUACAUGAACCUAUUUAUGGGGGAAAUAGGACGGAGAGAUGCCGAGAGAGCAAGGCAAUCCUGGAAUCAACUUGCCAAGGCCAAUAAAUGUGUUGAUAACAUGCGGAAGAGGCUGUUUUCCAUGGUCGGGAGUGGGGAGCAGGAGGAUGAGUCGUUCAAGGGACCCGCCGAUGGACCUACAAAUACGGCCCCGAACAAGAGCCAAGGCGACAGAAGCCGCCCGGCGAGGAGCCAAGGUGUGGAACUCGGUCCUCUGGCCGUUUCUCUCGACAGCCACCCUCAAAAAGAUGCCACGGAAGUCAAGCACACUCGGCCAAGCGAACAAGAGCGAGCCCUCACCCGAGACCAAGCUGCUAGAGUCCUCGAAACGCUAUCCGACCCCUCAACGUUCAUGGAAGAGUCCACAGAAACCCCACCGCCACGGAACGUCCUGGAUUAUGCGGAAACAGCAAUCGUGGGCCAACAGAGCCCACCAUCUAGAAAGAGGCGCCGAAAUGGCGUUGAAAACCUUGAGUCUAACUUGGGUACCAAGUGGGAGGCUCACGUGGACGAGGAAGGGCACAGGCCUUCCAGGAAAGGCCGCAACCCCUAGUAAUGGCGUUUUCGACAUUGUGUAAUACAGACAGGAAAGCCGCCGCAGGUCAGAAGGGACCUCACAUUUGUGGCAGAACGGAGAGGCGAUGAAGGAUGUCGUGGACAUGGGGGACUGAGGUUAGGCGGCAUAGAUAGUAUGGUAGCUUUUUAUUUCCUAGGGAAAAAUAGAUGGUUGGAGAAGCACCUCACUAAAUGCUUAAUUCCUAACAUCUAUCUUACGGAUCCUUGAAGCUCUCGCUAUCCAGUGUAAAAAAAAAAAAAAACUGGUGAGCUACCUAGGCACUCGGAUAGGUGGAGGCAAGUUGCGGAUAUAUGAAGUUUGAG